UGUCUAACCUCAUGGUCUGUAUCAUGCUGCGUAACGGAGGUGUUGGGAAUGGAGGGCAGCCGUGUAUGCUGAGAUGGUCCAACCGCAUCCGGCUGACAUGGCUCAGCUUCACGCUGUUCAUCAUCCUGGUUUUUUUCCCGCUGAUCGCCCACUAUUACCUGACCACUAUUGACGGGGGGCUGGACGAGGCUGGACCCCGUAUCUUCGAGGCUCGAGCCGGGGGGUCGCUGUGCGAGGUCAGGCACGUCCACGACCUGUGCCGCAUCCGGGAGUCGGUGAGCGAGGAGCUGCUCCAGCUGGAGGCCAAGAGACAGGAGCUGAACAGCGAGAUCGCACGGCUCAACACCAAGAUCGACUCCUGUAAGAAGAGCAUCGAGAACGCCAAACAAGACCUGCUCCAGCUCAAGAACGUCAUCAGCCAGACCGAGCAUUCCUACAAGGAGCUGGUAGCCCAGAACCAGCCUCGCCUCUCACUCCCCGUCCGGCUGCUCCCGGCCAAGGACGAGGUGGACAUGCCCCCACCCCGGAACCCCGCCUCCUGCCGCCUCCACACCUGCUUCGAUUACUCUCGCUGCCCCUUGACCUCCGCCUUUCCCGUCUACGUCUACUCCCCUGAGCAGAACCCCCUCACCCCCGCCAUCGACCCCGCCCUCAGGCAGGCCUUGCAGGCCAGUGUACAGACUAAUGCCUAUGUGACGGACAAUGCUGAGAUAGCCUGUGUGUACGUGGUGUUGGUGGGGGAACUGCUGGAAGCCACCUCGAUGACGCCUGGCGAGCUGGAGAAGCAGCUGCACUCGUUGCCGUACUGGAGAGCGGACGGACGCAACCACAUCCUCCUGAACCUGUCCAAGCGCUCACAGACCCAGAACCUGCUGUAUAACGUCAGCACGGGCAGAGCCAUGGUAGCACAGUCCACCUUCUACCAGGCUCAGUACAGGCCCGGAUUUGACGUGGUGGCCUCUCCUCUCGUCCACGCCAUGUCCGAGCCCAACUUCCUGGAGAUCCCACCGCAGGUUCCUGUCAAGAGGAAAUAUCUCUUCAGCUUCCAGGGGGAGAAGAUCGAGUCGCUGCGCUCCAGCCUACAGGAGGCCCGGUCAUUCGAGGAGGAGAUGGAGGGCAACGCGCCUGCGGACUAUGACGACAGGAUCAUCGCCACGCUGAAGGCCGUGCAGGACAGUAAGCUGGACCUGGUGCUGGUGGAGUUCACCUGCAAGAGCCCCGCACGUCCCAGCCUGCCCACCGAGUGGGCGCUGUGCGGGGAGCGAGACCACCGGCUGGAGCUGCUGAAACUGUCCACCUUCGUGCUGAUCGUCACCCCGGGCGACAGCAGGCUGCUGGCUUCCGCGGGCUGUGCCUUCAGGCUGUUUGAGGCGUUGGAGGCGGGUGCUAUCCCUGUGGUGCUGGGCGAGCACGCUGAACUGCCCUAUCAAGACACCGUGCGGUGGAGUGAGGCCGCGCUGGUGGUGCCCAAACCGCGCAUCACUGAGCUUCACUUCCUGCUGAGGAGCCUCUCUGACAACGACCUCCUGAACAUGAGACGUCAGGGCCGCUUCCUGUGGGAGACCUACUUCUCCACCUCCGACAGCGUCCUCAACACCGUCCUGGCCACGGUGAGGACCAGGCUGCAGAUCCCGGCCGCCCCCAUCGCCGAGGAGAGGUCCAGCGAGAUCCCACACAAGUCGGGCAAAGCUGCGGGCACCGACCCCAACAUGGCCGACACCGGGGACCUGGACCUGGGGCCGGUGGAGACGGAGCCGCCCUACGCCUCCCCCAAAUACCUGAGGAACUUCACCGUCACCGUCCUCGACAUGUACAGGACCUGGAACAGAGCCCCGGGGCCCUUCCACCUCUUCCCCCACACCCCCUUCGACCCAGUGCUGCCCUCCGAGGCCAAGUUCCUGGGCUCCGGCACAGGGUUCAGGCCCAUCGGGGCGGGGGCUGGAGGCUCCGGGAGGGAAUUCCAGGCAGCGCUGGGAGGGAACGUUCCCAGGGAACAGUUCACUGUGGUCAUGCUGACCUACGAACGAGAGGAAGUCCUCAUGAACUCCCUGGAGAGACUGAAUGGACUUCCCUACUUAAACAAGGUCCUGGUGGUGUGGAACUCCCCCAAAUCACCCUCCGAAGACCUCUUGUGGCCUGACAUAGGAGUCCCCAUCGUGGUGGUUCACACUGAGAAGAACAGCCUGAACAACCGCUUCCUGCCCUGGGAUGUCAUCGAGACCGAGGCCAUUCUGUCCAUCGAUGACGACGCCCACCUCCGCCAUGACGAGAUCAUGUUUGGCUUCCGAGUGUGGCGCGAGGCCAGGGACCGAAUCGUGGGGUUUCCGGGCAGAUACCACGCCUGGGACAUGAACCACCAGUCGUGGCUCUACAACUCCAAUUAUUCCUGUGAGCUCUCCAUGGUACUGACAGGAGCCGCCUUCUUCCACAAGUAUUACGCCUACCUGUACUCCUACGUCAUGCCCCAGGCCAUCCGCGACAUGGUGGACGAGUACAUCAACUGUGAGGACAUCGCCAUGAACUUCCUCGUCUCCCACAUCACCAGGAAGCCCCCCAUCAAGGUGACGUCUCGCUGGACGUUCCGCUGCCCGGGCUGCCCACAGGCUCUGUCUCACGAUGACUCUCACUUUCACGAGCGUCACAAGUGUAUCAACUUCUUUGUGAAGGUGUACGGCUACAUGCCGCUGCUCUACACACAGUUCCGCGUGGACUCAGUGCUCUUCAAAACCCGACUGCCUCACGACAAGACCAAGUGCUUCAAGUUCAUCUGAGGAGGAGAGUGAGAGAGAGAGAGAGAGAGAGGGAGCGAGAGAGCGCACCCACACAUGAGGGAGGUGGGCUCUCACUCGCACAUACUGGACAAUUCGUUGCCAAAACUUUAUGAGUCAGGGGGGAAGAGGGUAAAAACACUGCAUUCACCCCAUUCUCCUCCCCCAUUCUUCUCCCUCUCCCCCCACCACCCCCACUCGCUCACUUUUAUGUUCACCUCAUCUUCUAACCAGCCUCCAUCUCGCUGCUCAUAUUUAAUUCAUACUUUGUGAUGCCUGUAAGCGGAGGCAAACGGUGCGGUGUGAGAGAGAGAACGAGAGAGAGAGAAUGAGAAAGAGAACAAACAAAA
This is a messenger RNA of Callorhinchus milii (elephant shark), 3118 nucleotides long. Its product is annotated as exostosin-like 3. Gene Ontology annotation, molecular function: glycosyltransferase activity. NCBI's taxonomy places the organism in Eukaryota, Metazoa, Chordata, Chondrichthyes, Chimaeriformes, Callorhinchidae. The transcript is spliced from 7 exons. Gene Ontology annotation, cellular component: membrane. The coding region runs from base 12 to 2771 and encodes 919 amino acids. The record is from RefSeq and is a predicted model, not a curated record.